ACAUGGAAAACCCAAAAACCAAAUAUACCCUUUUGAUGAUUCAUCAUAUUGUGUGCUCCAAUUUCCAAACUGUAUAUUGCCAAAAAUAACCCUAACAUUGGAUUAAGAUUUACCACUAAAUCCCACCAUAAACAAACUAAAGCUACACCAUUUGUAAAAGGGUUUUCAGUUUAAAAAAAAGAAGAGAGCUUUAUGAUAGUUACUACCAAACCUACAUUUAUAUAUAUAAAAAAUCUUUACCAUAUGCUCAGUUUGGUCUCAGCAUCAAAAACUUGCUUCCUUGGCCGCAGUUCGUUUUAAUUCAUCCGAAACUCUAAACCCUAAACCCGGGAAAGAGAUCAUCGAUGGCUUCCGAAGGAAAUUUCGGGACAUAUCGGCCGUCUAGUAGCUCGGCUGCAGCCACUGCGGUGGCCGCCGGCUCCUUCCUGGCGUCCCUCCACAAGUCCAUCUUCACUUUCCAUAGCCGCCUUCUCCGGUGUUUCUCCAGACUCUUUGGUGCGUCCGCUUCCGCAAAGCAAGGCUGCAAGAAAUCGGAGAAAAUCUCUUUUCCGCCGCUGCUGGUGGAAUCUACGAGCAAGAAAUUAAGGACGGUCGUUCUCGACUUGGACGAGACGUUGGUCCACUCGACAGUGCAGCCACCAAAAGUUAAGUUCGAUUUCAUGGUCAGGGUGAGAACCGAAGGGAUGGUUAUACCGGUCUUUGUGGUGAAGCGUCCGGGCCUCGACAAGUUCUUGGAGAGAAUCGGCGAAAACUUCAAGGUGGCGAUCUUCACGGCCGGGAUAUCGGAAUACGCUUCACAGGUUUUGGACAAGCUGGACAUGAAACACGUUAUAUCCCAACGGCUGUACAGGGACUCGUGCAAGGAAGUGGUGACGGGAAAAUACGUGAAGGACUUAUCUCUGGUGGAGGGGAAUGACCUCGGGAACGUUCUGAUGGUCGACGACAACCCAUUUUCCUUCUCGCUUCACCCGGAGAACGGUCUGCCCAUAAAGCCUUUCGUGGACGAUAUGAAAGACCGGGAGCUGAUGAAGCUCGUGGAGUUCUUCGACGGCUGCGACCAGUACGAGGAUAUGAGGGCUGCUGCUAAAAGAUUUCUGACCAAACAGCUGUGAUCUCAUGUUCGGUUUUUUCCCCGUCGGAGAAAGGACGCUUCAUUCUCCACACGUUGCUC
Molecule: messenger RNA, 1171 nt
Organism: Tarenaya hassleriana
Lineage: Eukaryota; Viridiplantae; Streptophyta; Magnoliopsida; Brassicales; Cleomaceae
Product: probable C-terminal domain small phosphatase
Exons: 1
Coding region: 345-1112 (255 amino acids)
Molecular function (GO): phosphoprotein phosphatase activity
Source: RefSeq, a predicted model, not a curated record